Messenger RNA from Penicillium longicatenatum, 1818 nucleotides. RefSeq lists its product as uncharacterized. Gene Ontology annotation, cellular component: nucleus. Gene Ontology annotation, molecular function: transcription cis-regulatory region binding; DNA-binding transcription factor activity. The coding region runs from base 1 to 1818 and encodes 605 amino acids. Gene Ontology annotation, biological process: positive regulation of transcription by RNA polymerase II. The transcript is spliced from 4 exons. The record is from RefSeq and is a predicted model, not a curated record. NCBI's taxonomy places the organism in Eukaryota, Fungi, Ascomycota, Eurotiomycetes, Eurotiales, Aspergillaceae.
AUGGGCCGAAUGGCCGAUGUGAAGACAGAAGGGAACCACAUCUGGGAUCUUUCCUCCCCAACCCCCAGCGAGGACAAUCGAUCGGAUUACUUUUCCCCGAGGGAUUCCCUUCCGCCCUUUGCUCUACUUACCUCCGAUGAAGACCGGGAGAGAAAAGCUGAAGCUUCCAGCCCGGGCACGUACCAUGUGGUCGUGAUUCCAGACAGCUUCUCCACACUGCCGGAAUACGCAGAUGAUCUAAUGGAGAAGCCGAUAGUCACGAGCACUGAAAUCGGUAGCUCCGUGGCGAGUAGUCCCACAGGACACAUGUCGAACAACAAUACCCAUGAUCCCAACGUGGUCAUCCUGAAGACAUUCGAGGAUGUGGCCCGGCGUUCUCCCUCGGCCGGCAGAACAUCAAGAGUCUCACCAACCUCGGAGAUCUCUGAUCCUUUUUGUGCUCUCUCCUUAUCCCCCAUUAUUGACUCUCUUCCUUCCCCGGCCAUCCUGGAAGACGAGAAAUUAUCCUUCUUUGAUGCAUACCUCGACCAAGAAAGUCAGGAUAAUGUGCUCUUUUCUCAUUUUCGUCAUGUUGUCUGGAAACAAUUGUUCCCACAUAAUCGUGAACAGGACGACUCAUUUGGGCUUGAGAGUAGUGGUAUGACACUAAGCGUGGAUUUCCUUGAGCGCGAAGCUGCUCUCUUCCCUCCGCUUUCCCAUGCCAUCAUGGCUGUCUCGGCACUCAGUCUCUCGCACAGUGGCACUGGCCAGAGUGUCGACGCGUUGCAGUACUACCAACAAGCAUUUCCUUCGCUCCAGACCAGCCUGCGCAACAGCGAGGAUCUCGUUUCCGAUGGCCUCUUUCUGACUCACUUUUUACUCUUGAUCUACGAGGUGUCCGCCGCCGAACCCCAUGGCUCAAAUCUCUGGUCUCAUCACAUCUCUCGUUUACUUCACAUUUCUUUCCUGCGUCGAAAUCACUUUGGCCGCGAGCCCCACCCAUUCAUCAUUUGGUGGAUCUGCCAUAUUGACCUGUACGCUCUACUGAGUGGGGCAGGAGAUGGCGAAUUUGUGCGGGCUAUCAUUGAUCACCAGAUACUCCCGGGAUCCGAAUGUCUCCUCUACCCUUCCGUCGCAGAAGGCUUCAGCGUCAUUUAUCCCGAAGAACAUGACAGCUUGCCUGUCAUGAUGCGCCUCUAUGCCGAUACGUUUAGACUGGCCACCCAGCUAGGUUUCCUCGGAGCACAGCUCCGCCGGGAGAAGCAAACCUUGCCCAUCGCAGAUUUCGACCAGCGCACAAAGGAAGUGCGCGACUUGCGCCAAGCCUUCGGGCGCUUGUGGGAAGCCCCCGACGUCGCUUGGUACCACCAGCAUCAAGAAAGCCUUCCUCGGCGAUCUCAGGAGAUUCUCCAACAGUCUGCCACCCUGUUUCAUGUCUGCCAUUUGUUCUCCUACAGUAGCAUGUGGUCCGGUCAACGGUUAGAGUCGGAGUUCAGCCCCGAUGGAGAAAUUGACCAUCACGCCUCGGAGAUUUUGCGGAUUGCGGAACAGACGACAAAUACUCGCCGUGCUGACCGGCACUUCCUUGUUUUUCCACUCUUCCUUGCCGGUGCCACUGCAUCGGCUAGUGGUCUCAAGAUGAUGGCCAUGGAAUUGAUGACAAGUAUGGAGGAUGAGGAGGAUGGCAUGGGUCGGAACGCAGCCACAACCCGCGCUAUCUUGCAGACGGUCUACGAGCGACAAUUGGAGCGUCUGAUGCGCGUUGGGCACACUCUGGAUUUGGACUGGGCGGACCUGAUGGCCCAGGAAGGGCUACAAAUGGUCAAUUUUGGUUUUUAG